GUUACCUCCAAACCUACCAUGGAUGGGCCCACUAGCAAUGGAGAACACCGAAGCAGCAAUGCGGAAGCGAAAAAACUCCUGCGAGAAGAUAAGCAGCGUGAGGCAAAGAUUGAAGAACAACUGUCCAAAGCACUGAGCGGUAUGACGCUGGAAGAAAAGUAUGCAGCCGUUCACAAGCGAUUGGUCGAUUCGGAGAAGGAAAACCGUCGCCUGGUGGCACUGCACAAGCAGUACGACCGUACGCUGGAAGCUUCCAAGCGUGAGAAGGAAAAUCUUAUCCUCGAGCACGAUAAAAUGGCCAUGACGAAGACAAAGCUGGAAGGGCUGUGCCGGGAGCUGCAGCGUCAAAACAAAACGAUCAAGGACGAAAGUUUGGCCCAGAUUCAUCAGGAGGAGGAAAAGCGAAAGCAAACGCAGGAAAAGUUCCAACAAUCGCUCAAUGAAAUACAGGUGGUGAUGAACGAGAAUAAUGACAAGAACAUGAAGCUGAAGGAGGAUAAUAUGGAGAUGGCUAAAAAGUUUAAGUUCAUUCUUGAACAGUACGAAUUGCGGGACCAGCAGAUGGAUAAGAUGAACAAACAGAUGGAGCUGGUCACACAGUUGAAUGAUGCAAAGCUGGCUAAACUUCAAAUGCAAGCCAACAGCGAAAAAGAACAAUUUCUCGCGGAGAAGCUUGUGCUAAUGACUGAGCUGCAGAAGGUGAAAAAGCAGUUGGCCGAUCUGCAAACGGUUGAGACGCAUUUACGUGGCCAGGUUACCAUGUACUCGGACAAGUACGGCGAGUUCCAGGACUCGCUCAAGAAAAGCAGAAGCAUUUACGAAGGCUAUCAGGAGGACAUGAAAAAGAUGUCGAAAAAGAUGAAAACUCUCGAGAAGGAAACGAUGGCAUGGAAGUCCCGAUGGGAAACGAGCAAUGCCACCGUGCAGAAGAUGCUGGACGAUCAGAUUGAGCGCGAAAAGCAGCUUACCAAAACGACACGACAGUUGUCUAAUCUGCAGAAACUUUGCCGCACUUUACAGGCCGAACGGGCCACCUAUCUGGCUGCGCUCAAAGAAGGCAACAUACCCAUCCCAUCGUCCGAUGGGGUGGAACAGGUAGAGCAGGUGGAUAAAUCAACAACCGACAAGGAAGUGUCUGUCACGGUUCAGGAGCAGCAAUCCAAUGACAAUCAACUGAAUGGUCACACGACUGAUGAUGCUGCCGAAGCAACCGUAACGGAGGACCAAGCACCGGCGGUGUCGACGUAG
Anopheles maculipalpis is the source of this 1248-nucleotide messenger RNA. RefSeq names its product alpha-taxilin. The coding region runs from base 19 to 1248 and encodes 409 amino acids. The transcript has 4 exons. The record is from RefSeq and is a predicted model, not a curated record. Gene Ontology annotation, molecular function: syntaxin binding. NCBI's taxonomy places the organism in Eukaryota, Metazoa, Arthropoda, Insecta, Diptera, Culicidae.